Chaetomium globosum CBS 148.51 is the source of this 2337-nucleotide messenger RNA. RefSeq lists its product as uncharacterized. Lineage: Eukaryota; Fungi; Ascomycota; Sordariomycetes; Sordariales; Chaetomiaceae. Gene Ontology annotation, molecular function: metalloendopeptidase activity. The coding region runs from base 1 to 2337 and encodes 778 amino acids. Gene Ontology annotation, biological process: peptide metabolic process. The record is from RefSeq and is a predicted model, not a curated record. The transcript has 2 exons. Gene Ontology annotation, cellular component: mitochondrion.
AUGAUAAGAACUGUGACGCGGCCGAGGCAAUGGCAACGAUGGGUUUACUCGAGCUGUCUAUUACAGCGUGCAGUGCCCCCCGCAGCUGCCCGUCAACAGCCCCGGUUCACAACUUCGCACAAGGCGAAUCACUUCGGAUACCACCAGCCCAUUGCGCCAGUUACCCAUGCACCAAUAACCCGCGAGGAUGACUUCGUUUUGCGCUCCGUCUUCGACUACCCCCAGUUUUGGCAGGACUUUACCAGCGUUCCGGGCGGCAUCCCCGUCGGUCUCUUCCGAAACUCGUUCCUGAAAGAGCCUAGGGGGAUGCUCACCUUCGCCUAUGUGAGCUUAAAGAAGGCCCGGGCCGUCGUCGCCAAGGUGCUCGCCGCAUCAUCCGUCACCGAGUACCGCCUUAUCGUCCGGGACCUCGACCGUCUGAGCGACAUCCUCUGCCGCGUGCUCGACAUGGCCGACUUCGUGCGCGUAACCCACCCCGACCCCGAGAUACAGCAGAAUGCGAGCAAGGCUUGGGAGUCGGUCUACGAAUAUAUGAACGAACUCAACACCAUGACGGGCUUACACGACCAGCUGGCUACGGCGAUGGCCAAUCCCGAUGUCACGGUCGUCUGGUCAGAGGAGGAGAAGACGGUGGCCGAGGUACUGAAGUUGGACUUCACCAAGUCGGCUGUCAGCCUGCCCCAGAAAUACCGCGAUCGCUUUGUCCAGCUUUCGUCAGAAAUCAGCGCGGUCGGGUCCGCUUUUGUUCAAGAGAUGGCGCCGGAGCAAGAAACGGUCGUCCUCCCCAGCAGCGAUCUCAGGGGCAUGGAUCCCGUCCGGGCGCGGGACCUGACACGGCGCGGCAAGGUCUACCUCCCCACGCUAAGCGGGGAAGCCGUCAUGGCGUUGCGUACUGUGCACGACGCGGAUGCGCGCAAGCACAUUUUCUAUGCCUCCCGCACCGCGUCCCGUCGAUCCGUUCAGAUGCUCGAGUAUCUGAUGAGGCUGCGAUCCGAGCUGGCUAGUCUCUCGGGCUUUGAGAGUUACGGCCACCUUGCCCUGAGAGACCGCAUGAUGGCGAAGAGCCCGGAAGCCGUCGACCAAUUCCUCCGUGCGCUGGUUGAAAGCAAUAGGCCCAAGGCCAUGCAAGAGAUGGCCGAGCUCUUAGCUGAGAAGCAGAAAGCGUACCCACAAACGAACAGCCUUGACCCCUGGGACAAGGACUACUACUCAGACAUCAUCCGUCGGCCGUUGAGGGUAGCCGGGCGCCAAGGUGACCUCUUAUCGUCCUACUUCUCGCUCGGCGUUCCCUUGGUCGGGGAGACAUGGCACCCCGACGUGCGCCGCCUCGAUGUGGUGUCAGACACAGACGGCCACGUUGCCGUUUUAUACUGCGACCUCUUCACCCGUCCCAACAAGUCCCCGAACCCCGCCCAUUUCACCCUCCGGUGCUCGCGCGAGAUCUUCGCGUCGGAAAUGGAAGAGGUCUGGGAACAGACCCAGCAAAGCAACCAGAAGUCCAUGUUCGGGAGUCCCGAGCUUGCGGCCACAGACGGCAUGACCUUUUCGAGACACGGAGACAGCAUCAAACAACUCCCGACGAUCGCCCUGGUCUGCGACUUUCCCCAGCCCUCCAAACACGGGGACCAGCCGGCCCUCCUGAGCUUCCUCCAGCUUGAGACAUUGUUCCACGAGAUGGGCCACGCGAUCCACUCGGUGCUGGCACGCACGUCGUUCCAGACCGUCGCGGGCACGCGGUGCGCGACGGACCUCGCCGAGCUGCCGUCGACGCUGAUGGAGUUCUUCGCGGCCGACGCGGCCGUGCUCGGCCAGUUCGCGCGCCACCACGAGACCAACGAGCCGCUGCCGUACCGCAUGGUGGCGCAAAAGGCGCGCCAAACCCGCCGCUUCGAGGCCCUCGACACCGAGAACCAGAUCGUCACGGCCAUGUUCGACCAGGCCCUGCACUCCCCGCGCGCCGGCGAGCCCGGGUUCGACCCCACGGCCAUCUUCCACGCCCUCCAGCGGACGCACAGCUGCGCCCCGCCCGACCCCCCUGGCACCAGCUGGCCGGGCUUCUUCGGCCACCUGUCCGGCUACGGCAGCGUCUACUACAGCUACCUGUUCGACCGCGUGCUGGCGCAGCGCGUGUGGGACGUGGUCUUCAAGGCUGGCGAGCGCCGCGCCGCGCUCAGCCGCGAGAAUGGCGAAAAGCUGAAGCAGAGCCUGCUCAAAUGGGGCGGCGCGCGGGAUCCCUGGAAGUGCCUGGCCGAGGCGCUGGAUGAUGAUAGGCUGGCGGAGGGCGGGGAGGAGGCCAUGGCGCUGGUGGGGAGUUGGGGGUCGACGAAGCCGAGGUGA